Messenger RNA from Papaver somniferum (opium poppy), 1773 nucleotides. RefSeq names its product factor of DNA methylation 1-like. Lineage: Eukaryota; Viridiplantae; Streptophyta; Magnoliopsida; Ranunculales; Papaveraceae. The transcript is spliced from 7 exons. Gene Ontology annotation, biological process: gene silencing by siRNA-directed DNA methylation. The record is from RefSeq and is a predicted model, not a curated record. The coding region runs from base 355 to 1437 and encodes 360 amino acids.
UUGUGAACCCCACUUCUCACAGGUGUCCAUAUCGUGAACCGCGGGUGUACUACACCCCUCCCGCCAUUUCCAAGGGGGUAUAACUAACGGAGUCAAUUGUACCCCGGAGACCGUCAACACGCGUCGGCUCCAAAAUUAAUAUUUCCUGUUGCGACAAAACGCCGUUACAGUCAUGGGAAAUGGAAGAGCUAAAAGUACUAGUCUACGAUAUUCUGCUUCUCCACCAUUCUCUUCCGUUCACACACAAACUGCUAACCCUACCCCCAAGAAAUUCUGUGGUUUCUAGAAGGAAUAUAUUCUCAAAAUUGAGCUCCUUUUUGUGCUGCCCAUCAGAUUAUUGUUGGUUCGAGCUUCAUGGGAACUCACUUAUAUCAAGAGAUGAGGAGACUGCAGAGUCUUGUGUCUAGCCUAACUGCAGAGAUAGAUGUAAAGAAUGAAAGGAUGGAAUACAUGGAAAGAAGGACGACCGACUUAUCUACGUCCCUUGCUAUAAUGACUGUUGAGAGAGAUAAACUGAAUCAAGCUUUUCUUCAGCUCUCCACGUCACUUAAUAGAAUGACGGAAGAAAGGGAUCAGCUAAUUCAAGCUCAUCUUGAAGAGAUGAGAAGUAUGCAGAGGAUUGUGUACGAGAAUGAGAUGCUUAUGAGGGACUUAGAGACUCGCAAUAGAGAACUCGAGCAGCAACGUAGGGAGAUUAACAAGCGUGAGGCCCAAUUGGAUCUCAGAAGCAAGCAACUUUCUCUCUUAAGGGAAGAGGUUACAAGAAAGCUAAGUACUGUGCAACAGAAUUUUGAAAGAGCGAAAGAUACAAGUAAUGGAGAAAAUGUUCAAGCCUUAACAGAGGUGGAGGAUAUGCGCAAAAAACUGGAAGAGAAAGAUUAUGAGUUGGAUAGUUUGACUAAUCUAAAUAACACCCUUAUCGCCAAAGAGCGCGGAAGUAACCAUGAGCUACAGGAGGCACGCAAAGUUUUGAUCGAGGGUUUAGAUGGGUUUGCAAAUAAUGGUACGCGUCCUCCUGUAAUUGGGAUAAAACGGAUGGGGGAGCUGAAUGACAAACCAUUUCGAGAUAUUUGCAUCAAGAAGUUCUCAGCUACAGAAUGGGAAACAAAAUCUGUUGAGCUAUGCUCGUUGUGGCAAAAUAGAAUACAAGAUUCAGGGUGGUAUCCUUAUAAGCAUGUGACAGUCGAUAAAAAGCCUCAUGAAGUUAUAAAUGAAGAUGAUACAAAGUUGAGAGAGCUGAAAGAUGAAUGGGGCAAGGAAGUACAUGAUGCUGUAGCCAGUGCUUCACUGGAGAUGAAUGAGUACAAUGCAAGUGGAAGAUAUCCAGUUCGGGAGCUUUGGAAUUUCAAGGAAGGAAGGCAAGCCAGCUUGAAGGAAGUAAUGGAGUACGUCCUACAAAAAUUGAAAGCUCUUAAAAGUGUUAAACGUCGAAGAUAAUAGAUCAAGGUUUUUCCAGAUGAGUGAAAUUUGGUAGAUCAGUGACACCAUACUAGAUAGAACAAGUUAACAGAAGCUGCAAGACUUAGUAGGCGAAGGAAAAAUGCACAUAACUAACUGGAACCUGAGGAAACAUUAGAUAAGUUGCUAGAAAUGCUUGAAUGCUUAGUGAAUUGUGUUAACUGAAGUUUUGGAGGAUGGAUGCCCUUAUCCUUAUGAUCUUAAGUUUUCUUGCAACUAAAGGCUGGAAGGAUAUUCAUCAUUCUGCGUUUCAAUGCAAUGCCGUACAAUUCUUAUCAGUUUUUAUCCAAAUUUUCGUUUGUACAUAUUUUUCAA